Molecule: messenger RNA, 2266 nt
Organism: Planococcus citri (citrus mealybug)
Lineage: Eukaryota; Metazoa; Arthropoda; Insecta; Hemiptera; Pseudococcidae
Exons: 3
Coding region: 180-1550 (456 amino acids)
Biological process (GO): DNA recombination; DNA integration
Molecular function (GO): DNA binding
Source: RefSeq, a predicted model, not a curated record
UGAAAAUUAAUUUUUACCGUCGUGGCGUCCCAAGUACAAGGAGUGAAAGUUGACGAUUACGUCCAUCUUUUUUUUCUGCUGAUAAAAAAUGAUAAAAUAUGUCAUUCUGUUGUGAAUAAUUUAAUUAGUGAACGUUGAUUUUACACUGUUCGAGCUUCGAGCUUCGAUUCAAGAAGACCAUGUUAUCCUCUACAAGUCUGAUGGACACCGAUGAAAACGAUUACAAUUACAUCGAAGAGGUAUUCUGUACUCCUGAAUUCAAAGACGAAGCAAACACACCAUGUAACAUAGCCUUAUUACCGGAGAAAUCCAGACACAGGUACGAAGCGACGUACGAAUCAUUUGAAAAAUGGAGAGAAGAACAUAAACAGCCUAGUACGUACUCGGAAGAGAUCUUGAUGAAGUUCUUCGAAGAAUUAUCCGCUACAAAAUCACCUUCGACGUUAUGGUGUACGUAUUCGAUGUUAAAGGGUAUGAUCAAAUUGAAACACGAUAUCGAUAUCGGAAAAUAUUCCGUAUUAAUCGCGUUGUUGAAAAAACGAUCGAAAGGAUACACAGCUGUAACUGCUCCGGUCUUCACCGACGAAGAUGUUGCUAAAUUCAUCAACGAAGCACCAGAUGCUCUAUAUCUAGUAACCAAAGUUGCUCUGAUCUUCGGUAUAUUGGGAGCUUGCCGAACAGACGAACUGACUAAUUUGAGAGUUCAAAAUAUCGAAACACACGGACGUAUAUUUCUGGUAAAAAUCCCUAAACCAGACCAGCCUUCGAUUACUCGUUCGUUCACCGUCAGUGAUCAUUAUUACGACAUUGUUGAAAAAUACAGACAGCUGAGGCCUCUUAAUGUAAAAUGUGAUCGUUUUUUCCUAAGCUAUCGUCAAGGUAAAUGCACCAUACAGGUGAUUGGUAAACAUAAAUUCGCCUGUAUGCCCAGAGAAAUAGCUACUUUCUUGGAAUUAGAAAACGCUCAUCUGUACACAGGACACAGUAUACGUAAAACGUCGUCAAGUCUUCUAGCCAAUGCUGGAGCUGAUCGUCGUACCGUUAAAAGACACGGUACUUGGAAAUCUACCACAGAAGUACAAGGAUAUAUCGAUAGCAGUUUACAUAUCAAAAGAAGAACCGAAACGACUGUCGAAUCUAGUAUAAGUCAACCAGCAUCUACUAUUAAUCAGUUCGUAGAAGACGAAGUCGAGUUCUCAUCUAAUAACAACAAUUAUCACUCGAAUUCGAAUCAGCCUAUCGACGAAGAAAAUACAUCGUCGAUUAACAACACGACGUCGUGUAAUUCAAACGAUUCGGAUUCCGUUUUACCCGAUGAAUCUACGAACACGUUGCCUGUGAUGACUUGUUCUACUUCGUUUAAAAAUAAAACCGAUGUAGUGCUAGAUUUACCUAUGUCUGUAUUGUAUGAAAAUAAUGAUAAUGAUAGUGGUAAUCGAAAGUCGAACGAAGAUACUGCUACUACGAGCUUGGAAGGUAAACGUUUAGAUUUAAUUAAGAAACAUUUCGCAUUUUAUAACUGUACGAAUAUUUAUAUUAAUUUCAAGUAGCAAAUUUUAUUACUGUUUGUGUGUAAGAUGAAAUACGAAUUUUAAUUUUCGAUAGUGUAUUAUCGAAGAAUGUAUCGUUUUGAAAUAAGACUCGUGUUUUUACCUAUAAUGUUAAGAGAACUUUCAAUAAUUAUUGUCUAAUGUAUACUUCACUGUCCUAUGUACUUAUACUUUCAAAUACUAGAUGUAUUAAGGUUUGGUUUCAAAUUAUUGAGGAAGAAAAAACAUCGGUAUGUCUAUGUUGCUAACUUUACGUAAUGUUAAUGUUCACUAUUUUAGAAAUUUGAUGAAGGUCCAAAUUGCUGUCGCUUCAACAAUGAGGACCCUAUGAUGGAAAAAAGAAGAAAUAAUUAUUGACCAUUAUCUAGUGGUCUUUCCUUCACCAAAAUGUUCCAUCUAAUCUUGGUAAAAAGUUCAAUGUUGUUUUUUUUUUUUUUUGUAAUUUAGCAAGUUUACUGGCGAUUUUUUAAAACUUUGAAAAACAUUAUAUUCGAUGUAGGUAAAUUCUACUUUUGCCGUACCGAUCAAUUGAAUUUUGACGUAUAACUCUCUUCUUUAAUCUUUACCAUGAAAAUUUAAAUUGUGAGAAUAUUGAAAUAAGUUUACUUUAUAAGAUAUAAGUGAGAAUUUGUACGAAUUUAUUAUGUUUUAUUCUUGAAAAAAAGAAUUAUGUAUAUUUUUUUUUUAUUAUGAGAAUAAAGAGAAACAAAGUUUUU